Rubroshorea leprosula is the source of this 1218-nucleotide messenger RNA. NCBI's taxonomy places the organism in Eukaryota, Viridiplantae, Streptophyta, Magnoliopsida, Malvales, Dipterocarpaceae. The record is from the annotation of a GenBank genome assembly.
GGAUAUUUACUUCUUUGAUUAUGUAUUGAUUUAGCUGCAUGGACAACGUUAAUAUUGUGAAUUAAGUUUAUGCUUGUAGUUUAUUCAUUAACUGGAUGGAAUUAUUAUCCUCCUUUGCUAUGCAGUCAAACAGUCAUUAUCGUGCGGGUUUCAUCUAACUGUUUAGGUAAGAUUUAUAGUGACCUUGUUGGAAGUCAAUAUUAUGUUGCCCCAGAAGUCUUGAAGCAUGAGCAUGGCAAGGAGAUAGAUGUAUGGAGUGCUGGGAUCAUUUUAUACACCCUUCUAAGUGGAGCGCCACCAUUCUUGGCAGAGACUGAGCAAGGUGUAUUUGAAGAAAUUUUAAAAGGUGAACUUGACUUGGAAAGCACACCAUGGCCAACCAUAUCAGAGGGUGCAAAGGACCUUGUCAGAAAUAUGUUAACAAUGGAUCCUAAGAAACGGAUUACAGCUGCCAAAGCCCUCGAACAUCAAUGGUUAAAGGUGGAUGGUGAAGCAUCUGACAGACCUAUUGAUAGUGCUGUUCAAGGCAGGCUUAAGCAAUUCAGAGCAAUGAACAAGCUCAAGAAACUUGCCUUGAAGGUAAUAGCAGAAAACCUUUCAGAAGAAGAAAUUGCAGGCUUGAAAGAGAUGUUCAACAACAUUGACGUUGACAGAAAUGGAAUGGUCACAUUCGAAGAGCUCAAAGAUGGACUGUCCAGAAUCGGAUCUAAACUACCAGAGGCAGAAAUAAAGGAGCUACUGGAUGCUGCUGAUGUUGACAGUAGUGGAAUGAUUGAUACCACUGAGUUUAUUGCUGCUACUAUGCAUCGGCAUAGGGUUGAGACCGAAGAGAACCUGUCCAAGGCAUUUCAGUUCUUUGACAAGGAUGGCAGUGGGUUUAUCACAAGAGAUGAAUUAAGACAGGCCAUGACUAGGUAUGGAAUGGGGGACGAGGCAACAAUAGAUGAAAUCCUCAACGAUGUUGACACUGAUCGGGAUGGAAGAAUAAAUUACGAUGAAUUUGCAGCCAUGAUGAUGACUGGAACACCAGACCCUGGUGUGAGACACAGAUAAGCAUCUCCUAAUACCAUGUAAACACAAUUAAGCUACCCGGUCAAAUGUGGAUCAAGUAUACUUUGAUCCUUGGCUCUAGGGUUUGUAUUAAUAAAUGGUGAUGUUGAUGUUGUUAAUACCAUUAAACUCCAUAUCUGGAUAUAUGAAUAAAGUUUUACCCUGUAG